AACAAAUAGGAUUAGGAGGGACUUGAUGACUUAGUCCAAUAGAAGGCAAGGGAAAAGAGUUGCGGCAAAGAGCAAUGCGUUCGCGAACAUUUGCCCAAUUGGGUUGAGGCGCUCUCACUCAAACCUGGGACUGGCUGUUAAUAGCCGCGACCGCAGACCUUUGGGCGGGGCAGGUUCAAAGCGGAUUUCGCGCGUUGAGAGCGCCUGACUGUCAUUGGCCAGCGACUUCCUCCCUUUGUGGGUGCUCCCUGCGUCGCGGAAGUUGGGAGUUGGGCGGAGCCUCCGAGUGACGCGGUGGCCUCCACAGCCAAUCAGGCAUGGGGAAGGGAGGCCGAGAAGGAAGCGGAUCUGCAGCCGCGCAGCUAAACAGCAACCAGCUACCCGCUUCGUCUCCCUCCGCCGCUAUCGGGGCCUAAGCGGCAGCGGCUGGCACAGCGUCACUGGGUGGGCUGGGGCGGAAGUGGAGGCGGAGGGAGACGGUGGCGCCGUCCGUGGAGCCCUGGGCUCUCACGGCGAGGCUCUGUGGUGGGCGCGAGGCAGGGGGAGGGGGGGAGGAGGAGGAGGAGGAGGAGCCGGAGCCCGCGGCCCGGGCGGUGGCAGCGGCUCUCGAGUUCUCCGUAGGGCCCCGCCUCGGAGCGGGCGGUGGCGGAGGAGGAGACUGAGGAGCAGGAUGGCGGCCUCGGCCCUGUACGCUUGCACCAAGUGUACCCAGCGCUAUCCCUUCGAGGAGCUCUCCCAGGGCCAGCAGCUCUGCAAGGAAUGUCGGAUUGCACAUCCUAUUGUAAAAUGUACUUACUGCAGAUCAGAAUUUCAGCAAGAGAGCAAAACUAACACAAUUUGUAAGAAGUGUGCUCAAAAUGUGAAGCAAUUUGGGACGCCCAAGCCUUGUCAGUACUGUAAUAUAAUUGCAGCAUUUAUUGGUACCAAGUGUCAGCGUUGCACAAAUUCAGAAAAAAAAUAUGGACCACCUCAGACCUGUGAACAGUGCAAACAACAAUGUGCUUUUGAUCGGAAGGAGGAAGGAAGAAGAAAGGUUGACGGAAAGUUAUUAUGCUGGCUCUGUACUUUAUCAUACAAAAGAGUUUUACAGAAGACGAAAGAACAAAGGAAGAGCCUGGGAUCAUCACAUUCAAAUUCAUCUUCUUCAUCUCUUACUGAGAAAGACCAGCAUCAUCCAAAACAUCAUCACCACCAUCAUCACCAUCACCAUCGUCACAGCAGUAGCCAUCACAAAAUCAGCAAUCUAAGUCCAGAACAAGAGCAGGGACUGUGGAAACAGAGCCAUAAAUCCUCUGCAGCAAUUCAGAAUGAAACUCCAAAGAAAAAGCCCAAAUUGGAAUCUAAGCCAUCUAAUGGAGAUAGUAGCUCUAUAAAUCAGUCAGCAGAUAGUGGGGGAACAGACAAUUUUGUCCUUAUAAGUCAACUGAAAGAAGAAGUGAUGUCACUUAAGCGUCUCUUACAGCAGAGAGACCAGACCAUUUUAGAAAAAGAUAAAAAGUUAACUGAACUAAAGGCAGACUUUCAGUACCAAGAGUCAAAUUUGAGAACAAAAAUGAACAGUAUGGAAAAAGCUCACAAAGAAACUGUGGAACAACUUCAGGCCAAAAACAGAGAACUACUCAAACAGGUUGCAGCAUUGUCAAAGGGUAAAAAAUUUGACAAAAGUGGAAGCAUACUAACAUCUCCUUGAGAAAGUAAUUUGUUUAGCAUUUCUUCUUACAAUGUAAAUUUGGGGAAAAAAAAUUCUGUGAAGCCCUAAAUUCUGUGUAGUAGAAAAAUAUUUUUGCACACCAAAUGAAUUGGUGUGUUUUCUAUUCACUUUUGUAAUUGAUAUACAGCAUUUUUUAAGUUGUAAAACAUUCAAAUAAAACUUCAACUGGUUUGAAGUAACUUUUUAAUUAUUUGAUAUCCAGGAACUUUUUUGCCAGCAAUAGUAUUAAACAGUUGUAAAGGAGUGCAUGAGUAGUGCUCUUUAUAAAACGAAACAUGCAAUAAUAGAGUAGGUAUGGUUUAAGAAGUCAGAGCAGCAGGGUUUUUUUUGUUCUGUUUUUUUGUUUUACACCAUGCUAAUUUCAGACAAACAGUUUUCAAUUUAGAAAUACAAAAACUUUUAAACUCGACAAAUGGUGAACACUGGUUUUUUGGAAAUUGUGUUUUUACUUUGCAUCAACAUGAAUUUAAGAGAAAAUCAUGGUGCUUUUAUUAAAUGAACUUCAAAUAUAUGUAAAUUUGUUUUUUAAAAUUAUAUCAUUAACGUUAGUAACCUAGCAUUUUCAUUAUUGGUGUAGGAAGUAAUGUUUAUUGUACAGUAUCUAAGGUAAAAUGUGUUUCUGUUUUGUAAAAACUGUAGAUUUUUACUUACAAGUGCCUUUUUGCCACCUAAUGUUUUUAUUUAUAGGAAUGCUGAUCUUUUGUACAUAGAGUUUGUUUUAAAAUCAUGUUUAAUAAAUGUUUGUAUAUAAAUGCAUAUGUACAGAAGCCUAUUUCAAAAGGAAAUCAAAAUUGCUAGUAAAAUGUUUGAGAUUGCAUUAAGAACUAACUGAUAAUGCAUAUAGACUUUAGAAAAUUUUGUGAUUUGUUUCUGUGUGAUAAGGGAAGCUGUUAGUCUUUGAAUUCAUUUAUAUCAAAAUGGUUCCUCAAAGAUUUAAUUUUAAAUUGCUUCUUAAAGAGUAAUUUUAUUUUUUAUGUCAUAUGGCUUCAGAUUUUGUGAGUUACAUGUUUUGCUUUAUUAUUUUUUAUAAAAUUUCUUUAUAAUUUUAAUGUUUCUACAAUGAACCAUAUAUCUUCUUUCCCUGUGUGUGAUUAUCUAAGUUAAUAUUUAUGUACACCAUACUUAAUUUAAAGCAAAUCUGAAAAAAAUUAACCGUUUAAUCCAAUCUGUGAUAAUCUUUGAAUAAAUUGGAAUCUACUAUGAGAUUCAGGAACUAUAAGUAAAUUGUCUCAAAGUCUUUAAAAUUGUCUAUAAAAGGUUAAGGUAGGGUGGGAUAGGUUAUGUGAAGUUAUUGACUAAUUAUAUUCUGAUCCAGUGGUUUUCAGCUUGCAAUGGAAUUUAUCUCCUAGUUAUUAUCAGUUCCGCAUUUUAGUUUGAUUUUAGUAUUGUUGGAUACACUGUGUAGAGUGAAAGAGUUGCUUCUUUUAGGAAUUUAUGGGCAAAGAUAAAUUUACUUCAUAUAAACUGUUACUUAUAUCAGUUUUAAAGGUUUUUAUACAAGCAUUGAUUAUGAAUAGCAUAUCAAAGAUUGGCUUUCUUAACACGAUGGUAACAGUUUUUUUUAACAUGGCAUGUUUCAGUAAACUUUUCUUAUAGUUCAUUAUAAAGUGAUACCAAAUAAUUCUUUGUUCACUUUGAAAGCAUAAUAUAGGGUGAUUUUCAAGUGGUAGAAAAAGAUUCAGUCAGAAUCUUGUAAACUAAACAGUUUAUUUUUAUGGGAUCCUCACGUAAUAAUAAUCUUAAAUUUAGUACUCUCAAACAUGAUAGACAAUGCCUUAACAUGAAUUUUAACAUUUGCAGGAUUUGCUAAAUUCAUAAAAUAGUUAUUACCUUUCUUUGAAAUUUGUAAUGUGUUAUAUUCCUGUUUCAUAGCCAUUUGUCAAUCCACAGUGGUUAUUAUGGUUUUGCUUUGUGAUAGUUCUUAUACCUUGUUGGAGAAUCUAUAAAAGAAAGUUGUCCUUCUCCUUAGCUAACAUUAAAAUUAAAAAUAGUUUAAUGUUAGCUAAUAUUAAAAUUGAAGGCAGUUGAGUUUUAAUGUUACCUAACAUUAACAGUCUAAUAAUUUAGCUUUGUAAAUUCCAAGGCUAAAAACCUUUCAUGGGCUUCACAGUAUUUAGUCCUAAUUAAAUACCCUCUCUUAUUCUAUGACCUUAUAACUUAAAUUUUUUGCAAUUGUAUAAACUAGUAAAUCAGUCCCAGUCCUGGAUCUGUAGUGUUUUGACAUGAGAAACUCAUAUUCUUUAAAUGUGGACCUGUAAGAGAUAAUAUUGUGUGGUGUAUUGUGCUUUUAGCCUGUUUUCCACUAUUAAUUAGCAUUAACCAGUGAGGGUCAUUUUGGCUCAAGUUAUUUAUGUAUUAAUAGCCUGUGAAUAUUACAGUCCUUUUUAGAUUAUAUUGGUCUAAAUAAGCAUUCUGCAGUGAACCUGUUAAGCUGUUCACAUGUAUAGACUAUUGAAAUACUGUACUUGUACACAUCUGACUGUUGACAUUUUGUACUUUUUUCUAGAUCCAGUAUUUCACAAUAAAAAUUUGUCAAAGGCUU
This is a messenger RNA of Callithrix jacchus (white-tufted-ear marmoset), 4253 nucleotides long. RefSeq names its product family with sequence similarity 76 member B (gene FAM76B). Gene Ontology annotation, cellular component: nuclear speck. NCBI's taxonomy places the organism in Eukaryota, Metazoa, Chordata, Mammalia, Primates, Cebidae. The record is from RefSeq and is a predicted model, not a curated record.